Messenger RNA from Astyanax mexicanus (Mexican tetra), 5857 nucleotides. Its product is annotated as protein HIRA. The transcript has 25 exons. Gene Ontology annotation, molecular function: nucleosome binding; protein binding. Lineage: Eukaryota; Metazoa; Chordata; Actinopteri; Characiformes; Acestrorhamphidae. Gene Ontology annotation, cellular component: HIR complex; nucleus. Bases 196 to 3228 code for a protein of 1010 amino acids. Gene Ontology annotation, biological process: chromatin remodeling; DNA-templated transcription; regulation of DNA-templated transcription. The record is from RefSeq and is a predicted model, not a curated record.
UCCCGCCGCCGCGGGGCCGUUGAGAGCCCGUGUUUCCGGAGGGAAGAGGCGGAGAUGGAGGUCUGUGUGUUUUGAUGAAACAAAGCGGAUUAAAAUCAGCAGAAACUUCACGAGCUGCAGCCCGAGUCCGCGUACAAUCAAACCCGGGGGAGAGCCACUCCAGCGGCGGGGCGCCGAGCUCCACCCGAGCCGGAGAUGAAGCUGCUGAAGCCGAGCUGGGUCUCCCACAAUGGAAAGGCGAUAUUUUCAGUCGACAUCCAUCCGGAUGGAACCAAGUUCGCCACCGGAGGCCAAGGUGAGGACUCGGGGAAAGUGGUUAUCUGGAACAUGGCUCCGGUUCUCAGAGAUGAGGAUGAGAAGAACGAGAACAUUCCCAAACUGCUUUGCCAGAUGGACAAUCACUUAGCAUGUGUGAACUGCGUGCGCUGGUCUAAUAACGGACUGUGUUUGGCCUCGGGUGGAGAUGACAAACUGGUCAUGGUGUGGAAGAAAGCAGCGUUCAUCGGUCCCAGCACAGUGUUUGGAUCGAGCAGUAAGCUUGCUAACGUGGAACAGUGGAGGUGUGUGACCAUCCUGAGAAGCCACACAGGAGAUGUCAUGGAUGUAGCCUGGUCUCCUCAUGAUCUGUGGUUGGCCUCCUGCAGUGUGGAUAACACUAUCGUCAUCUGGAACGCUCGCAAGUUCCCAGAGAUUGUGACGACUCUGAAAGGUCACACCGGUCUGGUGAAGGGGUUAACGUGGGAUCCUGUAGGGAAGUACAUCGCCUCCCAGGCUGAUGACCACAGUCUGAAGGUGUGGAGGACCAUGGACUGGCAGAUGGACACCAACAUCACCAAGCCCUUCAAUGAGUGCGGUGGUACCACUCAUGUUCUUCGACUCAGCUGGUCUCCUGAUGGUCAGUACUUGGUUUCUGCUCAUGCCAUGAACAACUCCGGGCCGACGGCUCAGAUCAUCGAGAGGGACGGCUGGAAGACCAACAUGGAUUUCGUGGGUCAUCGUAAGGCCGUCACUGUAGUGAAAUUCAACCCAAAGAUUUUUAAGAAGAAGCAGCGGAACGGCAGCGCCCCCAAACCCAGCUGCCCGUACUGCUGCUGCGCCGUGGGCAGCAAGGACCGCUCUCUGUCCGUCUGGCUCACUUCACUGAAGCGCCCUCUAGUGGUCAUUCAUGAUUUGUUUGAUAAAUCCAUCAUGGAUAUUACUUGGACUCUGAAUGGUCUGGGAAUGCUGGUUUGUUCCAUGGAUGGAACGGUGGCAUUCCUGGACUUUUCCCAGGAUGAGCUGGGAGAUCCUUUAAAUGAGGAGGAAAAGAACGCCAUUCACCAGAACAUUUACGGGAAGAGCCUGGCCGUCACUAUGGACACGCAGCUCUCCUCCACCAUCAUCGAGAACCCGGAGAUGCUGAAGUAUCAGCAGGAGCGACGGGCGGCUCCAACCUCCAGCGGUGCUCAGGGAGCCAGCCUGGAGAACCAAACGCCUAAACUGACCAACGUGGUGAACGGAGAGUCUCUGGAGGACAUCCGCAAGAAUCUGUUGAAGAAGCAGGUGGAGACCAGGACAGCAGACGGCCGGAGGAGGAUCACACCACUCUGCAUCGCACAGCUAGAUACUGGGGAUUUCUCUCCUGCACUGUUUAACAGCGUGCCCAUCCUGCCCGGCUCCUCGGUCGCCCCUCAGCUCACCCCCCAGCUCUCUUCUGAUUCGAACACAGCAAACUCUCUCUGCCUGAAAGCCAAUCAGGAGCCUGCAGCAUCCCCCACGAAAACCACAGACGACAAGGACAGUGGUACUCCGGCCGUAAACUCAGCUAGUCUGAAAUCCAACCUGCUGCUGACCACUGCUUCAAAGAUUGAGCCAAUGAAAGCCCUGGAUUCACGGUUCACAGAAAGGUCGAAGCCCACGCCUGGAGUCACCAGUUCCCCCGCCGCUGCCGCCGCCAUGCCGGUUUCCACAGUCGACAGGGUGAAGGACACCAGCGUCCUGAAGGACUGGAAGAUGAAGGAGGAGACGAGCAGCGACAGUGAGGAUAAGGUGCAGAAGGUGCCCCCUCUGGUCAAACGCAAGCCUGAAAUGGAGGGAGCGGAGGUGGUGGAGAAGAGGAAAAAGGGACGACCCAGGAAAGACGCUAAACUGAUGAUGGCUGUACCUCAGGCCUUCCCACAGACUCCAGUCUCAGUGGAGAAGGAAACUGUGAGGGUCUCGGCUCCAGCAGUGACAUUAAAACUUCCUACACCUGCAGUACAGAAAUCUUUCAGCUCACAGGUGGGUACGGACUCUGUGUUGUACCUAGAGGUGGAGAACGAGGUGUCGGUUGUAGCUGGAGCUCGGCUCAGUCAGCUCAAGUGUAGCAGAGACGGGAGAGAGUGGGAUGCGGUGCUGCCUAGUCGCAUCGCCGUGGUGACGGGGAGCAGUGACGUGGUUGCCGUGGCGUGUGAGGACCGGACGCUGUCGAUAUACUCAUCCUGUGGGCGGAGACUUCUCCCGUCAAUCAUGCUGCCCACCCCCAUAUCAGCACUACACUGCUCCGGCUUUUUUGUGAUGGCACUAACGGCAUCAGCCACGCUGUCUGUCUGGAAUGUUCAGAAACUGACGGCUGUGGUGAAGAACGAAUCACUAAACUCCAUCUUAUUAGGUUCUGAUGCUACAGUCAGUAGCUCUAUGUUGACGGAUCAGGGGGUUCCUGUGGUCGGUCUCUCCAAUGGGAAAUCCUUCUGCUUCAGCUCCUCUAUGGAGACAUGGAAUCUGAUAGCGGAUAAGCAGGAUGCUCUGGUUCAGUGUGCCGACUUCAGGAACUGUGUUUCGGCUCAGGACGCUCUGGGCUCUGUCGGACCCCUGGCCACGACUCAGGGGCGGAGUCUGAGUGCGGGCCGGCUGGCGUCCCGUCUGUCCUCCACUCCCCACCACCUACAGCAGGGCAUGACCCUCGCCUUCCUGGAACAGCAGCUCUCCUCCGCUCUCGUCCUGCGCUCGUCCUCCGAGUACCGCCACUGGCUGCUCAUCUACACCCGCUUUAUAGUUAAUGAAGGUUAUGAACAUCGUUUACGGGAGUUGUGUAAGGAUUUACUGGGACCAGUACACAAAUCCAGCACCAGCUCUUGGGAACCGACAGUAUUGGGUCUGAGGAAGAGGGAUGUGUUGGCUGAGGUCUUGCCUGUGAUUGGUCAGAAUUUGCGUUUUCAGAGGCUCUUCACGGAGUACCAGGAUCAGCUGGAGCUGCUCCGCCUCAAAUAGCACUUCACCCCUGUCUGUGAAGCCCCUCCCCCCGUGUCAGACCCUCGUCCCGGUCGCACUAACAGCCUUAGUCCUCCAUACGCAGAGACAGUAAAAACUCCCACAAUCCUCUCUGAGGAGCCAGACUCUGUCUGUGUAACAGACCAUAGAAAUAUACUGACGAAAAACACACUGAUGUAUUAAGGUUGAAUGAAUUUGGUUAUUAUUAAUAUUAAUAAUAAUAAUAACAGUAAUUAUGUUGAUGAUGAUGAGUUAUGAGUGAAUCGCUGGAAUCUCCUGGUGUUGAUUCAGAGAACAGAACCUCUCUCGCUAUGAAGCUUUCUGUGAACACCUGUAUGAAUACUGAAUCACUGGAGUCGACACUGAAUCAUAUUGAAUCGGUAUGAAUGAAGCUUGAUAACUGAAAGCAAUAUUGAAUCAUACUCGAAUCAGCGGAACCAAAACUGGGCUGAAUCAGUAACACUGAUAUUGAUUCAGCAAAUCUGAUACUGGAUCAUAUUGAAUCAGUAUGAAUGAUGCUUGAUCAAUGAAAGCAGUACUGAAUCAUCCUGAAUCCGUAUGAAUCGUUUUAACAUAGAUGGCGAUACUGAAGCACACUGAUUCAGUGGAGCCAAAAAUGAAUUAGUGGAGCCAACAUCAAAUAAUGUUGAAUCAAUAUGAAUGAUACUCAGCCAAUGAAGGCAAUACUGAAUAAUAUUGAUUCAUUGUCCCUGGUAUUAAAUCACUGAAAGCAUCAUUGAAUCACAGUAAAUCAGUGAAGCCAAAACUGAAUCAUUUAACACGAAUAUUGGUUCAGCAAAGCUAAUACUGAUUCACAUUUAAUGUUCAUCUGAAUGAUGAAUCAUUGACACUAAUAUUGAGUUGUUGGAGGCAAUACCAAACCAUUCUGAAUCAAUAUGCACAAGACUCAGUGAAGCCAAAAGUGAAUCAUCAAUAUUGGUUCAGCAAAGCUGAUACUGCAUCACAUUGAAUGUUAUCUAAUAAGUGAUGCUUAAUAACUCUUGAGGGUUCAGAAGAUCUAGAGCUGAAUAAGUGAAGGUAAUACUAAAGUGAAUCACUUGGUCUGAAUCAAUCUUGAUUCUGUGAAGUCAAUAUUGAUUUAGUUUGAUCCAGUACCUGUAUGAAAAUUACUCAGCCGAUGAAGGCAAUACUGAAUCAAACUGAGAAUUCAUUGAUACUGAUUCCUUGAUUCAGUUUGAUUCAGUACCUGAUUCAGUGUCUCUUUCUAUCAUGAAAUUAGUGGAGUCAACACUGAAUAGGCAGUUCUGAAUAGUGAACCAGUGGAUUAGACCCAGAGUUAGUAUGAAUUGAUACUGAUUCACUGAUUCAGUAGGAUCCAGAGCUAAAUUAGUGAAGGUGAUACCGCAUCACUUAAUACCAAUCUCGAUUCUGUGAAAUCGAUAUGGACUCUGUUUGAUCCAGUAAUUGUAUGAAAAUUGUUCAGCCGAUGAAGGCAAUACUGAAUCAGUGUGAUUUAUAAUUAGCCGAUGAAGACAAUACUUAAUCAUACUGAAUUAAUAAGAAUCAUACUCAGCUGAUGAAGGCAAUACUGAAUCAAUAUGAAUCAUAGUCGAUAAAGGCAAUACUGAAUCAAAUUGAGUCAAUAUGAAUCAUAUUCAGCUGCUGAAGGCAAUACUAAAUCAAUAUAAAUCAUACUCAGCCAAUAAAGGCAAUACAGAAUCAAUUUAAAUCAAUAUGAAUCAGACUCAGCCAAUGAAGGCAAUACUGAAUCAUACUGAAUCAAUAUGAAUCGUACUCAGCCGAUAAAGACAAUAAUGAGUCAUACUGAUUCAGUGGCCCAGCUAUUAAGUUAGUUUGAAUAGACACUGAUUCAUUGGUUCAUUUUGAUCCAGUCCCUGAUUCAGUGUCUCUUUCUAUUAUGAAAUUAGUAGACAACUGAAUAGAGAGCCAGUGCAUAAGACACUGAAUUACUAUGAAUUGAUUCUGAUUCAGUAGGAUUCAGUGGAUCUAGACCUGAAUUGGUGAAGGCAAUACUUAACUGAAUCACUUCUAACGUUAUGGAUUCAGUUUAAUCUAAAACUCAGCCGAUGAAGGCAAUAAUGAAUCAUACUGAUUCAGUGGCCCCAAAAUUUCAUUAGUAUGAAAAGACACUGAUUCAUUGAUUUGUUGAUUUAGUUUGAUCCAAUAACAGAUUCAGAUGAUAAUAGGCAGUACUGAAUUGAUACUGAUUCACUGAUUCAGUUUGAUUCAGUGGAUCUAGAUAUGAAUUGGUGAAGGCGAUACUGAACUGAACUGAUUCACUUUUACCAACUUGAUUCUGUGAAGCCGAUAUUGACUCAACUGAUUCAGCACCUGAUUCAGUAUCACACACACACACACUCAUCAUGUUUUUGGAUCAGAACCAAGCCAGACACGGCAGCCAUUUUCCAGCUGGAGUGGACAUUUUGCAGUUGUCGUUAGUCCAGAUAAAGCGAGGGAUGAGUCUGUGAGGGGGCGGGGUUUGUGAGGAGGGGGAGGCGGAGUCAUGGUGGGAUUAAAUACCUGCCUCCUCUGCUGCCCCCUGCUGGUGGGAAGCCUGUGGGUUGUUUGUGUUUGUAAAUGUUUGUACACAUUUUGCCCUUUUUCUAGAAAAUGACAUGAAAGAAAAAAAAUAAAGAACUGAGACUGA